UAUCAUUUUUAAUCGCCAUACUACCGCUUUCUCCACAUUUGUCUGGAAUGUUUGUCAGUCACGCAGAAUUUGAAUAUUCUCCAUACUCUUCAAACGCAACAGUCACAUUGGAUGAGACUAAAUCACUUUUUACAAGACUGCUGACAUAUGAUCUCAAGCCCAAUAUGACGUUUCCAGAUAAAUUUUCCAUGAAAAAUUUCCAGUCAUGGCAAGACAUUGAAUCGGAAUCAACCAAAUAUUUUCUUCAUGAACAUUUCAAGAUUCGAAAGAAGUUUGGAUAUUAUAGUGUCGACAGCGUUUGCAUUCCGAAAUUUUUCGUAACCAAAGAUGAUCGGGCUUGGCCUUUUUCUUUCUUUGUUAACCUUUUCAACUUUUGUGCGUUCGUCUUCGUUGCAUCAUCUUACGUUGCAAUUUAUGUCGAGUCAAGAGAAGGGUCAAAGAUCAGAAGAACUGCAUCACGUGCGGAGAAAGACGAUGGAAAUAGAUCUUUGCAACGAAAAAUUCUCCGACUCAUCAUAACAGACUUCUGUUGUUGGAUACCAAUCUGUAUCCUGGCCUUCUGUAAACUAGGAGGAGCAAAUGUUUCAAAUACUGCAUAUGUCGUCGCAGCAAUCGUGCUUCUACCGAUUAACAGUGCAUUAAAUCCAGUUCUGUAUUCAGACCUGCCAGAUGCUUUAUAUAAAAAGCUAAGCCAAAAAUUCCAUGGAAUUGUGAACUUGCCAAGUUCUCGUUCUACCAUGUCGACCGUCGUAAAUGGACAAACAGACAUAGAAGAAAGCAAAUUGUAAAAUCACUGCUGAUUUUAUCUAUAAUGGUUUCGAAACGCAGACAUGGAAGUCAGUACAUGAACAGAAACGUUUAUUGUUACUCGACUGAUUUGGUCAUAAAUUUGUUUAUUCCGAUGAUAUUAUUUUGUACGUUAUUGCUUUUUUUCUUAUAAAAUUAAACCACGGAUCUCUCGUGGAUCCUGUAUCUUCUGUUGAUAGUAUAUACAUCUACCUCUACAAAACUUUGCUACCUCAAAACAUUGGCGAUUCACUAUAUUACAUGAUGCUGAAUUGCACUUGAAUUGCAUGGCACGCGCAUGUUUAUUACUGCUGCAGCAUUCUUGCAUUAUUCGCCUCUAUUAGCAUAGAAGCGCAGAAGAUGGAUAGAGAGAUAGCCCUGCGCAACCCAAUCAAUAUAUGUUGUAUUUGAUUUUUUAAUUGACUGCUAGACAGCCCAAAUUUUUUUGCCUGGACUUGUGAUUUAUCUUUUCUGUUUCGGGAGGAGCUGACGAAAACAUUGUGAUUCAUUAAAGGUUUUGCUAAAAAAGUCUUUAUUUUAUAUUUGAUUGUGUUGUGUAAUUGGGAUUUUGAAAUGAACUAACACCAAUGCAUUCACAAAACUUGUUCUCUCGUAGUAUCUGUACCAGGUUAAGGCCUUA
This is a messenger RNA of Styela clava, 1426 nucleotides long. NCBI's taxonomy places the organism in Eukaryota, Metazoa, Chordata, Ascidiacea, Stolidobranchia, Styelidae. The record is from RefSeq and is a predicted model, not a curated record.